CAUUUCGAGUGAUUUUUGUGUGUGGAAAGUUGGCGGUAAAGGGGGUAAAACCAGGUCUAAUAUGUAUAUAGCAUUUUCAUUAGUGUGUAUUGUGAACUUUAAUUGAUAUGACUUGAAAUUGUGGAAAUAAAAUAAUGGCGAAUACCAGAAAAAGCCGAGAAGAAGGAAGAGGAGGAGAAUUAGACGAGGAAGAAGACAUUAUUGACAUGAUUGACGAACGAUUGACAGAAGGAGAUGAAGAAGAAGCGGAGAUGUCAGUAUCUGUGAAGACGAAAUGGGCGAUCUUUCUCCUUCUCAUCGUAUUGGUUUACCUGUUUGCCGGAGCGUUGGUUUUCCGCGCCCUCGAGCGUCCCGCCGCCGUGCAGAGCUCCCAGAACUUUCACGAUGCCCUCAGACGACUAUCAUCCGAGAACGAAUGCGUGGAGGAGGAGGAUAUUGCCGAGUUGAUGAGGAUCGUGACGACGGCUAUCGGAGAAGGAGGCUACUCUAGUGGUCACCCUUACGCCUCCCAACUGUCCACGGGAACUGUCAAUGAAUCCUUCUACGCCAAUAUUUGGGGUGUUGGUUACACUUUUAUCUUUGCAGCCUCAGUAGUGACUACAAUGGGAUUUGGGUACACUGCUCCACGCACAGUUCCCGGCGAGGCCUUCUGCAUCUUCUACGCUGUGGCAGGCAUCUUCAUGACUGGCGGGAUCGUCCUCUCUGUUGGCCAACUCCUCAGGGAACUCUGCUUCACCAGGAUGACUACCUGGCUGCAGAAGUGCCUGAAGUGCUGUCCAAAAGCCGGAGUGGUCCUCGUCCACAUGUCCUUGGUGUUCCCACUUGCCAUUCUGAUGCUCCUCCCGUCCACUUUUAUCUAUUUCUACACCCAGCCAGGAUGGAGCUUCAUCGACAGUUUCUACUAUGUAGUUCAAAUCACAACCACCAUUGGAUUCGGGGACCUGGAACCAGCCUUCGUAGGAAUCCAUAUCAUUCCUCUUUCUGUUAUAAGGUUUUUUCUGUUCGCCUACCUAUUUGUCUGUCUCGGAGUUGUCACUUUGUUCCUGGACGGUUUCAGAGACACUCAGAAACAUGGUUUCACGUUCAUCUCGUCUCGUCUUUCGCGAUACUCGAACAAGAAUUCGAGAAAAUCCAAGGUGACAUCCGAAAGCUGACGAAAGCCGAACUCCGAAUAUUAGCGCCAAAACCGAAGAAGGAAUCACCCAACAACUCUUGGUCGAGUUUCUGUGAAGUUUAAUGAUUGUAAAAAUAGCAGAAAAAAGUAAUAAAAAAUAUUGGUGAACGUUAGAGGAACAUCCAUUAAAGAUUAAGAAAGUUAUCAGAAUUUCAAGUUUUUGAUUUGUGACAUCAUAAACGAGCGUAAACGAGCAUAAGAGCAUAAAUUUCAUUUUUUAAUGAUUCGCGAUGAGUUAUUUUUUAAACUUUCUUUUUAGGAGCGGUUGUGAAAUAAUUUGUGUAUUGAUAUACUGAAGAUACAAUAAAAAACAUUUUCAAUUUUUCUAAGAAAAUGACAUUUCAUUGAUUUUUAAAUGUGUCUAGUCAGGAACCUUAAUUAGACCACUAGGCCACGGCACCUCCACUUGCGAAGCAAUUAAGGAAUAUUUGCAUUUAUAUGGAGACACUUUCUACAACGCAUCGAUUCCUAGUUUGAAAAUGCAAUUAAAAUCACAAUGGAGAUAAGAGCUGAGACGCUUUUGCUUUAAGUUGGUUACACUAGUAACACUGGGACAGAGUCCAGAGAUUUCAAUGCUGUACCAGUUCAACAACUUUAAACAAAAGCCUCUUGGCUCUCCAUUGUGACUUCACUUACAUUUUCAAGGAAUUGGUGCAACGUUGUAGAGAGUGUCUCCGUAGUAAAUGCGAAAAGACGGGGUUGAUACUAAAAACAACGGAAACAAAUUAUCGAUCAGAGUCAGUUUUUAAAUUUUUAUCUUGGUACGUUAUACAUGACAUUCAAAUCAACUCCAAAGUGCGUUUGGAUGUAAAAUUGAAGAAUAAUUUUUGUUUGACUCUGUGUGUCGACCCGGGGGUGUCGACAUCCGUGAAGUUCCCACCCUUGAAAUUCAAUUUUAAUUUCAACUGCAAUUUCAUCGUUAGAACUUUAAAACUUGCUUUAACGUCCAUUUUUAACAAGAUCGGAUGACGAACAUGUAUUCAUAUUUUGCCAUUUCUUCAUCAGUCCGAAUUAUUUUAGUGUUUGGCUGUUUUGAAUUGGAUAAUAUUCAACACAAAAUUGAAGUGAAAAUUGUUAAUGUUUAAAAAAAAAAGAACAUUCGGAAAAGGAUAUUGGUGGCUAAUUUGUCAUUUGUUAGGUAGACCUCAUGUAACGUGCCACACGACCUAAAAAAAUUAUGUGGACGACAGAUUGAUCAUUUUAAAGUUUUCGCAACCACUACGCAGACGCUAUCUGGUACGGAGAGAAUCUAUUGUCAAAAGCCCUUCAUGACAAAGCAGUCUUUGUCGAAAAUCGGUCAAUAAAAACAGCAGUGUCAUCCUGGACACUGGACAAACAAAAUAUUUGCAAGUUUUCGUCAGCUCAGAAUUUCACGACGAUUAGCUGUCCCGGUUUACCAAUUUUUGACAAGACCUCUCAGCUGUCACUGUGAUUUGACGGGCAUUUCCAAUAGAUUUACUAUAUUGUAUAAUCCGCGUCCCCGUAGGAAGUUUGAUAUUUACUAUUGAACAAAUUAAUUCGCGGUUUCUGUUAGUGGACAAUGAAAAGGAUUUAUCAUUAAUGGAAAUAUGAUUUGGGCGGCAAGUCUCUUAAUUAUCACAAUUUUUAAGGCGUUGACCAGUUUGUCAUAAACCGCUGAAAUGACACACCAACUUGCAACACACACACUUACACCUCCGUCACAGACACUAGCUCUCACGAACACCCCCACACACUUAUUUUCCCAACACACACACACGCGCGCCCACACAUCUCCAAAAACCAAACCACAUCCACACAUGGUUUAAAGGUCAAGUCCACCUUAUUAAAUUGUUGAUUUGAAUCAAAAGAGAAAAAUCAGACAAGCAUAAUGCUGAAAAUUUCAUCAAAAUCGGAUGUAAAAUAAGAGAGUUCAGUUAUGACAUUUUAAACUCUUGCUUAUUUUUCACAAAAAAGGUUAAAUGCACAAUUUAGUCACAUGCAAAUGAGAGAAUCGAUGAUGUCCCUCACUCACUAUUUCUUUUGUUUUUUAUUGUUUGAAUUAUACAAUAUUUCCUUUUUUUACAGAAUUGACAAUAACGACAAACUCGAUUGAACCACAUAAUGUUAAACAAUGGUAAUUCCACAUGUUCAGUGAGAAAUAAAACUAAGUUUCGCAGGACGAUGAGGAGAAAAUUAGAAUAUUUCUUAUAAUGAAAUACAAAAUAAAAGGUGAGUGAUGUCAUCAGUUCCCUCAUUUGCAUACCAACCGAGAUGUGCAGAUAACUAUUAUGCGAAAUUAAGCAAAACUUUAAAAUGUCUUAACUUUCUUAUUUUACAUCCGAUUUUGAUGAAAUUUUCAGUGUUAUGCUCGUUGGAUUUUUCUCUUUUUAUUCAAAUCAACUUUUUGUUGGGGGUGGACUUGUCCUUUAACAAUGGACCUAGUAGGUCCAUGGUUUCACACAUUCACGUACCAUCCAUUGCAGACCUUAUCACCUACUCGCACACACAAACACCAAAACGCACCCACAACCGCGCGCGCGCGCACACACCCACACACUCAGACACCAUACCAAAGCACUACACUAGUAGUGUCCCUUUACACUGAUACACCAAGUGAUACACACUCGCACAACUGCACAGGUGACACAUUAAUAUAUCAGAGGGCAUAGGGUUAAAGUAAGGAUAGUUAGAGUUUUUUAUUCAAAAUCUAAUAAAGAUAAGGAUUAGGGUUUAUUUAGUUUUGGAGCAUCGGAGCAAUUGUCACCGGAGCAAAAUAUGUCAUGGAACCCAUGUACAACCACGACCAUUAAUCCUUCAUCUGUUUAGCCGUGAAAACAAUAGUACCGAUAAAAAAUAUCCACAUGGAUUGCAGAAGCCUGAAUAUACUUUGAGACUAGUCUGGUCUAAACGAUCAAGGCCUCCACCAUGAAACAUUGUCAGUUCAUAUAUGCAUGCGCCUGUAUCUCAUCAUCAUUAUUACAAAUAUCACUAGCUAAGUAGUUUUUCUUUUUCUUAUUGGCGGUAGCCUGGUACGCUGCUCUACCUGCAAAUAGAUUUUACUUAUCGUAUAAUUAGGGUGCUAUCAAACAUAGCGGUAUUCUAAGGGUACAUGGUUCACCCCAGCAAAAGUUCAUUUAAAAGAAAAGAAAGAUAUACAAUAACGUUGAAAGUUUCAUCAAAGUCGCAUGUAAAAACAGGAGAAAAGUUAUAAGGUUUAAUUAUGCAUAACCUGAACAGAAUGUAAAUGAAAGAGCCGCUGACGUCAUCCACUCACUAUUCUCUGUCUAUUUUAUCGUUCAAAUAUCUUGAUUUUGUCCUCAAUUAUUAUUUCAAACAGGGUUUGAUUCCUAUUUGAAAAUGUGGGAUUGCCAUCGGUUUAGCUUAGACCUGAAAGCACCAUUUUAUUCUCUGUAUGUAUAGAUUUUAAAAUAACGAUUUUGGCAACCUAAAAUCUUGCCAGAAGUUUUCCAGACGUAGCAACACGAUUGUAUUCAAGCUGAAGUAUCGCAGUUGAUUUACUACCAACUGGUAGGACAGACUUUGCGAGAUAUCACAUUUCCGUUGGAAUUCCAAUUGUUAUACAAUGAAGAUUGCUUUGGUAACCUAAACUAUUGCAGAGAUUUCCCAGACAAAGCAACACAUACUGUAUUAACAAGAUGGAUUUCGAGCAUGGUAGUUGAUUAUAUCGACAGGCAAUAUAAUUUUUCUUGCGAAAUGUCUAAAAUACCGUUACUUUCUCAGUAAAAAUCACUUUUCUUUCUUCCAUUUUUUCUCUUUUCUUAUAGAAAACAAGAAUCCUAUUCUUCUGCGAUGUAUGGAAGAAAUUUUAUUAAUAAAAUGAUCUCGAAAUAUUUUUUUGCUUCAUGAUCAAAUCACAUU
Messenger RNA from Lytechinus pictus (painted urchin), 5014 nucleotides. RefSeq names its product potassium channel subfamily K member 4-like. Gene Ontology annotation, molecular function: outward rectifier potassium channel activity; potassium ion leak channel activity. Bases 135 to 1154 code for a protein of 339 amino acids. Gene Ontology annotation, cellular component: plasma membrane. The transcript is spliced from 3 exons. Gene Ontology annotation, biological process: potassium ion transmembrane transport; stabilization of membrane potential. The record is from RefSeq and is a predicted model, not a curated record. Lineage: Eukaryota; Metazoa; Echinodermata; Echinoidea; Temnopleuroida; Toxopneustidae.